This is a messenger RNA of Aspergillus caelatus, 636 nucleotides long. RefSeq lists its product as uncharacterized. The record is from RefSeq and is a predicted model, not a curated record. The transcript has 5 exons. Lineage: Eukaryota; Fungi; Ascomycota; Eurotiomycetes; Eurotiales; Aspergillaceae. The coding region runs from base 1 to 636 and encodes 211 amino acids.
AUGAACUUGGACAUCGUCCCCAACUGGCUCAGGGUUUUAUGGGGCCUGUCACUCUCAUACAUCCUCUGUAACUUGAUAAGUGUUAUAGAGCAGUUUACCCUACUGUUCUUUCUACUUGUCAAUCAGACAGAGUACACCGAUAUCAUCCAAAAGACAAUCAGAGAUUGGAUCAACCUUGCCCAGUUAGCAGCUGUUCGUAAAUACAAGGUCUCCGCCUCGAUCAUAUACAUUGCACUCUUGCUGGUCUCUAUCGUCCCUGUCGUUGCCGAUACCAUUAACUAUUAUCUUACCAGCACCGGAGAGGAUACAGCAUACCGCAACUUCGGGCUUGAUAUCUUUGGCGGAUACCAUUACGGCUAUAUUCACCCGAAUCACGAGCUUCGCACUCGAACCCAGCUUCACUCCCUCAGUCAGACAGUUCUAGCCGCUCAGACUGUGAUCUUCCCUCUCAUCUUCCUUUUUGGGCUACCAUCCCUGAACAUUUUUAUAUAUGUAUGGUGGGCGGCAGUGGAUAAUAUGAUAUUUGCUUAUGUUCAGACUGGCUUGUAUUUCAAGAUAUAUUGUUACGAGCAGUUCUCUACAGAUCACGAGACACAACCUUUGCUCGCAGAAAGCGCGUCGGAAAGUGAAGAAUAG